Molecule: messenger RNA, 342 nt
Organism: Colletotrichum costaricense
Lineage: Eukaryota; Fungi; Ascomycota; Sordariomycetes; Glomerellales; Glomerellaceae
Exons: 3
Coding region: 1-342 (113 amino acids)
Source: RefSeq, a predicted model, not a curated record
AUGAUGACGAGGAGUACUUUAUCUAAGGAGAAUUCCCGAAUGGAUAUGCGCUGGUCUCUCGGCCGUUCGGCGGUAUUGUCCACGUCGACUUCUGGGUGUUUGGCUUCGACGUCAAGUUUGGUGCUCCUUCUCGGGCUCCGCCGCCGGUUAUGCUGGAUCGCUUCUGGGCGGUGGUCAUCAAGUCGUCCGGGUCAAGCUCGUCGUCGCUGCUGGCGGCUGCUGCCAGCGACGACAGUCCGCAGGACACGGCCGCCAUCAUUCUCACCUGCGAGUCGGGCCUCGAGCCGCCGCCGGGGACGACUACAAAGGACAAGGACCAAAGCACCUCCAAGUAGUUCGUAA